Lichtheimia ornata is the source of this 798-nucleotide messenger RNA. RefSeq lists its product as uncharacterized. NCBI's taxonomy places the organism in Eukaryota, Fungi, Mucoromycota, Mucoromycetes, Mucorales, Lichtheimiaceae. Gene Ontology annotation, biological process: regulation of transcription by RNA polymerase II. Gene Ontology annotation, cellular component: nucleus. The transcript has 2 exons. The record is from RefSeq and is a predicted model, not a curated record. Gene Ontology annotation, molecular function: RNA polymerase II transcription regulatory region sequence-specific DNA binding; DNA-binding transcription activator activity, RNA polymerase II-specific. The coding region runs from base 1 to 798 and encodes 265 amino acids.
AUGUCUUAUAUCAAUUCUCUGAACCUACUUGGGACAGAGCCGUCUACCGACAUUUCUGAGGAGACGCUCACUGAAGAGCUUUCAUUGUGGGCGAAUGCUCAAUUCACCUUCGACACCACUCCCGGAUCGGCUCUACUCGACGAUUUCACAAAGGACGUCAAUAAGAACGAUGCUGAUCUAUUUGCUACUUUGACCGAGCUUGGUCAACAACAGCAACAACAGCAACAGCAACAAACGACGACGACAUCGAAUGCUUAUCUAACACCUGCAUCGUAUCUUGUUCCCUUGCAACAACAACAGCAACAGCAGCAGCAACCAUCGACGAGUCAACAACAACAACAACAUCAUGGUCUUGCACGCAUUGCACCUGCACCUACACCUAUUGAUUUGACGUCGUCUUCAUGGGCUAAUGUGCUUGCCCCCACACCAUCCAAGUCUACUACGACGACGACAUUGACGAAUAGAAAACGCAAGCAAGCACCAAGUGAAACAUCCUCCUCGUCCUCGCCGACACCAUCGACAUCGGAUACUUUGGAUGCCAAAGAAAAAGUGCUUGCAGAAGAAGAUAAGCGUCGUCGCAAUACAGCUGCAUCAGCACGAUUCCGUAUGAAGAAAAAGAUGCGUGAACAAGCUUUGGAGCAAACUGCCAAGGAAAUGACUAGCAAGGCCGAAGCACUUGAGAAGCGAGUCAAGGAACUUGAGAUGGAAGCCAAAUGGCUACGUGCUCUUGUUGUUGAAAAAGAUCCCAAGCUCUUGGAACGUACUAGUGCUGCUACUCCAUCCACUACCUCUUCCUAA